CAGGGCAUAAAUACAGGUGAGCCGCUCACCUGGCCAGGUAGGCGGCCAGAAAGAGGAUUGUAGCUGGCGGGACGCAGCGCUGUCUCUAGGGACCCCCGUCUUUGUUCUGUUCGGGUGGCGCCCCCUCCGGAUUCCACGCGUGUUUGUUGUGGUCGCGCGUUCCGCCGUCCCCACUAGAUUUCGGGGUGCUUUGAUUGGCUCGCGCCUCUCCAGAUCCACGAGUGUCUGGGAUCCGCGCGUGUUUUUCGUUUCGCGUGGGCGGCGGCCAUGGCCAACUCCGGGCUGCAGCUGCUGGGUUUCGUGCUGGCCGUACUGGGCUGGGUGGCGCUGGUGGCGGCCACCAUCCUGCCCCAGUGGCGCAUGUCCUCGUACGCGGGGGACAACAUCAUCACGGCCGUGGCCAUGUACCAGGGGCUGUGGAUGUCUUGCGCCUGGCAGAGUACGGGACAGAUCCAGUGCAAAGCGUACGACUCCAUCCUGAACCUCAACUCUGCUCUCCAGGCCACACGGGCGCUCAUGGUUGUCUCCAUUGUGCUGUGCAUUGUUGGCAUGGGCGUUGCCACUAUGGGCAUGAAAUGCACCCGCUGUGGGGGAGACAACAAGGUCCAAAAGGCACGCAUCGCCAUGACCGGAGGGAUCAUCUUUGUGGUGGGAGGUUUAGCAGCGCUGAUCGCCUGUUCCUGGUACGGAAACCAGAUCGUCCGAGAUUUCUAUGACAUCACGGUGCCUAUAAACACCAAGUAUGAAUUUGGAUCUGCGAUCUUUAUUGGCUGGGCUGGAUCUGCCCUGGUGCUGCUGGGUGGGGGCCUGCUCUCCUGUUCCUGCCCCGGGAAAUCAGGGUACAACAAGCAGUACCCCAAGAGCAAAGCAACCUCUCGGACCCCUACAAACAAGGAAUACGUCUAGCACCCUGAUCUGAAGCCAGCUGUUGGCCCCACAUUCCUUUCUGCCUUCUAUGUCCUGGAGCCCAGGACAUGUUAACUCCUUGCAUUAUGGGAUGAGGGGGUCUCCCAAGCUAGGAAUAUAGGGGUACCCCUAAACUCUGUACAGAUGUUUUUAACAGCUUUCUUGCCCAGUGAGAUUGUUUUUUACCUUCCCACAUUUUGGGAGUGCAAAGUGGGGGGGCUGUGUACUUGGGGAAGGGA
Messenger RNA from Pelodiscus sinensis (Chinese soft-shelled turtle), 1145 nucleotides. RefSeq names its product claudin 7 (gene CLDN7). Lineage: Eukaryota; Metazoa; Chordata; Testudines; Trionychidae. The record is from RefSeq and is a predicted model, not a curated record. Gene Ontology annotation, molecular function: structural molecule activity. Gene Ontology annotation, cellular component: membrane; bicellular tight junction.